Messenger RNA from Galleria mellonella (greater wax moth), 5162 nucleotides. Its product is annotated as ras-related protein Rab-37-like. The record is from RefSeq and is a predicted model, not a curated record. Gene Ontology annotation, molecular function: GTP binding; GTPase activity. The transcript is spliced from 7 exons. Bases 441 to 1232 code for a protein of 263 amino acids. Gene Ontology annotation, biological process: regulation of exocytosis; protein secretion; Golgi vesicle fusion to target membrane. NCBI's taxonomy places the organism in Eukaryota, Metazoa, Arthropoda, Insecta, Lepidoptera, Pyralidae. Gene Ontology annotation, cellular component: plasma membrane; endosome; dendritic spine.
CUAUCCAGAAGUAGCCAGCCAGUCGUCACAGGACAUCGGAACGUUUCACCCGCGACGAACAGUUGCGGGAAAUCGCGAGAAGUUCCCGCUCGAACCGCAUCUCUUCAAAAACUUGACGUUCGAAUUUUGAAAUUUUCAUAUUUUUCUCAUAGUGGAGUGGUGUUAAUAGGCAGUAUUUUUAAAUAGUUUGUAGUAGACAUACAGAUGAAUAGAUGGAGCGAAACUAGUGCCUAAUUGGUUUAACCUUAGAAAUGUCCAAUAGCCAUCAGCAGAUUAAAGCCAUAGAGUAAUCGCAGAAUAUCCAGGUAUUACUGUGAAGUGAGUGAAACUAAAAAAAAACAAUAAAAUAUGGGUAAAAUGCAAGUUGCCAUAUACAUAAAACGCAUUAAGAAACAAAAAUCGCACGAGUUCUUAAAUUGAAUUUUAAAAAAUUAAAAAAAAUGUGGAAUCCGAAUACAGUGGACAAUAGGCAGCUUGAGAAGCGAGUGGUAGUCGGAAGGGUACGGCCAACUUGGGCACGAAAUCUCCCUGAAGCGAGGGAGGAUGAAGACAAGAGCGACCAAGAGGUCGGGGUAAUGCCCCACAGCGAACCACCGUCACCAACCGAACCUUGGGAGCAGCAAGCUAAACACGAAGAUAAAUACGAUGUCUUUGGCAAGGUGAUGCUGCUCGGCGACAGCGGUGUUGGGAAGACGUGCAUGCUAGUCCGUUUCCGGGACGGCACAUUUCUAUCAGGAAACUACAUAUCCACCGUCGGCAUCGACUUCCGGAAUAAGGUAGUGACAGUUGAUGGCAUCAAAGUGAAACUUCAAAUUUGGGAUACCGCGGGGCAAGAGCGCUUUCGUAGCGUCACGCACGCGUACUAUAGAGAUGCACAUGCUUUGCUUCUGCUGUACGACGUGACGAACAAGACCAGUUUCGACAAUAUCCGUGCCUGGCUCGGCGAGAUACGGGAGUAUGCGCAGGACGAUGUCGUUAUCAUGCUAUUAGGUAACAAAUCCGAUAGCGGCCUAGAAAGAGCGGUGCGGCGGGAGGAGGGGCAGCGUUUGGCAAGAGAAUACCAAGUCGCCUUUAUGGAGACAUCAGCGAAAACCGGAUUGAAUGUAGAAGCGGCGUUCGCUCACGUGGCGCGCUCUCUAGUCGCGAAAGCGAACCCAGUCGACCCUUCGAGGCUAGCGGUGCGCGCGCAGCCGACCCAGGAACCGAAGUCAUCAUGUCCGCCAUGCUUAUAAAUUUGCGCGGUAAAAUCAAAUUUGGAAUGAUAUUGCAAAUGGAGGACCAGUCAAAGGACAUUUUGUAUAUAUUAGGCUGUAUGCAUAAUGCUAUGCAUACGACAGGGCUAUUAUGUGUCUUGAAUUAUAAGCCUUUUAUUGGACGUGUUUGAUAUGAUGAUGAGUAUUUGAAUAAUAUUUUUUUUAAACAAUGUUUACCAACAUACCUGUAUGAAAUGCCAACGUAAUAAAAAUCCAUUAAAAUCCUACAGCUGUGCAUAAAAGAGAAAUAAACACAAGAUUUAAGUGUAAUAUGUUCACUAUAUGUAGGUAUACAGUGAAAUUGAAGUCAUAGGUAACUUAUUUAUAAAACUUUCUUGUACGGAGUAAAGGUACAUAUAGCGUUCUAUACCGGUCAACCAUAGACCAGAAAUGGUUGGUGGCAGUAGAUGAAUCGAUAUAAUUGAAAACAUUUUUACAUAAAUAAUAUACAAGAUUAUAUGUUGAAAUAAAUACAUAAAGCACAAUAAAGAAUUUUGUCUAUAGUUCAAAUAAGAAGGAAGAAGAGAGCCAAAUAAAGAAUAAAUAAGUAAAGAAUUAGGUUUGAAGAGAAUUAAGAUAAUGGGUAAUGUAGUUUUGUUAAUUUUUGUGUAAUUAAAUGACAGUUUUACACAACGUACACAAGUAACACAAGUACAAUGGGCUCUGGCUUACCUAUGUGACGUGUUGAUAACAAAAUCUUUCCAAAACUAAUAUUACAUAGAUUCUAGGAAAAUUUCCUGAUACUGUAAAGCGCAUAAUAGCUGCUUUGUAAUUAAUUAAUUUUCAAAAUUUUACUCUGUACCUAAUAAAAUAUCUCAUAAUACGACUACCUACAUUAAUUUCACUCUAUACCUGACCUACAUAUCUUUCUUAUCUUAAAAGCAUUAAAUAUUUAUCUAAUUUAGAUGCCGAUGUAAGCAUGUACUUUAGACCUACCCUACAAAAAAAAAAUUGUAAAAAUUAAUACAUACGUUCAGGGCCGGGUUAUACAUUAGGCAGUUUAACCUGCCUGAUAGACCUCAUUUAGAUAUGGGCCCCGCACAUUGACAAUUUUUUUUUUUGAGAUAGUUUCUUUCAGAGAAAAUUAUAUUCGAAUUUUUGUAUCUAACUAACUAGCUUUUGUUCGUAAGCAAGACGUGUAUGACUUAGGGACCCCGACAUGGUUAAUCCGGUCCUGUACACGUUUCAUAUGCUUAGUUGUUGUAUAUUACCUAAUUAAGAAGCUUGUAAAAAUGUACCUAUAUACUUUGUUCGACGUUUAAAUCAACGUUAGAUAUUGUUACUACAAUUAAUUAUGUAUAAUUAGACAUGUAUUAAAGAACAUUUAGAAUAGGAGAUAUAUACCUAUUAUAUGAACAAGUAUGAAGGUGUAUUACUUUGGGAAAUACAUUCUUUCUUUGUCUACCACGCUAAGUAAAUAAAUUGGUUUUAUUAUGCAGAGUACAAAGAAAAUUACUAGCAUUCCUGUAAAUCAGUGUUCUGAGAGUGAAACAUGACAUUGCAAAGGCACAUGAGUCGGAAAAUAAAAGAACUUUUUGGACCCCACUUACCUACUUCACAAUUGGUCACACGUCAUGAUAAUAUUGAGGGCGGAAAGUAUUUUGACAUCUUUCGACCUAUGACGAAUUUGCCAAUAUGCUGAGUAGGUUGGAUUCUACGGUGACAGAUUUUAGAGACGACAAAUUUGACGACAAUUUUUUUUAUAAUCAUGCAAAAUUUACCUAGAAACUACAGCAUGGGGUUCUUCAAAAAGGGCGUAUUAUGUUUUCUUAAGAGUUGGUAAUACGCACUUGACAUCCUUGGCGUUAAAGGCGUCCAUAGGCUAUGGUAAACUUGUUUACCAUCAGACGGACUGUACGCUUGAUUGCCACCAUACUUGUAAAAAAAUAUAAGUUAUAAUUUAUAGUAAAACCAAAAUAGUAAUUAAUAUAAUUGUGAACUAGGGUUAGAGGUCGGUACAGGCAACAGAGUUUAAAUAGCCUACUGAAGGGCAAAUGUAUAAAUCCGUCACUGCGAUCUGUGUUUGUUUGGGAAAAAUAUACAGUUUCACAUAUAGUUUACAUAUUGACAUAAGGGGUUGCUUUUUAUUGUUAGGGAGGCGAACGAAUAGAUGGUUUACUUCGCAGAGUAUAAAUAUUGAGACCAAAAGAAAAACUAAAAAGUCUAGGUAAGAAUUAAAUAGAGGCAUUUGUAGACGCUUGGGGCUUGGGAAGAAGUAACGUGUAAACCUAGCAUAAAUGUAAUCAAUAAAGAUAUUGGGCGAAAACUCAUAAUCAUUUCAAAAUAAAUAAAAUACAAAAUGGUAUCCAAAACUGGAAGUGCAUAAUAUACUUCAUGCCGGAUCAAAAACUGUUGCUCUAUAAAUUUCAUAUCUUUUCCUCAGAUAAGUGGCAAACAAUGUUAUGUCGAUGGUACUGCUCAUGUGUAUAGCGACGGUUAUCAGUUUCUAUCAGGUGGACUGUCAGCUUGUUUGCCAUUCUAAGUUGUAUAAAAAAAUCUGUCAAUAGAAUCAUUAUCGCCAGCGAGCCCAUGAGAUAAAAUAGCGUCGUCCGCUAUCUUGUUCUUUCUCAUACGAGUGCUAACUGAAACGAUCUAUAGAUUUCUUUGCCACUUUAAAAAAAUCUGGUCCCACAUAGGACUGGUGUUACCUGGAGUCUGAGUACUCGGGUAAAGUCUUUGUUUGGUUUCUUUGAACGAUCCCAAAGUAAUCGGGCUGAAGCAAGGAGAGUUUUUGACUAGUUCUGCGUGUUGUACCAAUUAUAGAUACUCAAUGGUUAAGUUUCAGGUAAAAAGGUGAUCAUAAUGCCAUCCUAUUACCUGGGGUUCUGAGAAGUUGUUUCAUUUGAUGCUCAUAGUCAAAUUCUGACAUUGCAUUGAACUGUUUGCUAUCGACAAGACGUUCAAUUCCAUUCGGUUUCAGAGUAUGCAGUGGUCCCUUGUGGAUGUUCAAGUAAUGCAAUCUUUCUACAGAGGUUGCCCUAAAAAUUAUACCAUGAUUUAAAUUUCGUAUAAUAAUGCAAAGAUCAACAAGAUGAAUAAAUUUAUUUCCUCAUAAUUGUGCGGCAACUACUACUACUAAUGAUUGUCUUAAUAAUAGGUUUUGACCUGCGCAGUGUUUAAAGAGACAUUUGAAAAUAAAAUAGCCUAUCGCCUAACCUAGCUAUCCAUAGGCAACGCAUGUUUGUGUAUCUCUAAAUAUUACUGCAUAUUAUAAAUGGAAAAUACAAUAAACAUAUUCAUUUAUGAUAAUUAAUAAUUCGUUACUUGUGGUUGAAUUCGAAGUGUUACUAUAUUUUGUAAUAGAAUAAAUAAAAUAAGUUAUUGUUAAGAAACUUAUUGCGUUUACUUACCUAAUUGAUAAUUAUAUUUUGACAAAUAAUCAUUUCAGUUUUACUUAUUUAGUUUGGGAACAUAUCGAAUUUAAACCAUUAAAAUCUGUCAACAAUUGGCCAAAAUAAUAAUAAGUACCUAAUUAACAAACAUACAAAAGGAAGAAUUGUCUGAUUUGUAUAUUUUUUCCCUUUUAUUCGUCAAAUAGUGUUGAUUCUGUAUUAGGAUUCCUCUAUUAGACACUACUCGAAAUAAAAAAAAAAUUAAGAGGUACGUAAUUUUAUACCAUUCAUGGCAUGAAUAUUGCUCAAAAAAAAAAAAUAGCACCAAAUGUACGUUGAAUGAAAUUAGUCAAAAAAUGUAUUUUAUUUAUUGGUUCUUACAUAAUUAAAAUGCACAAAUAAUAUAAUAUAAUCUAUGAAUGUACCUAAGUAUUAUAGAUCAUUUGAUAUAGAUAAAUUAUAUAAAAACAACUGCUAUGGAAAACAAUAAAACAUUGUAAUUUUUGUGUACUUAUAAUUGUUGUGACAUUUAAUGUUGCUUAUGUAUAAACUGAAUAAAAUUGUACUAAAACACAAA